CUGGCAGUUCUAGUGGCGCGUGUUAGAGGCAGCGUGUGUAAUCCGAGGCCAGUAGGGACUGAGUGACGGAGGCGGCAGGAUGUGCGUGGCUGCCCCGCCGCCACCCUGACCUAAGAGAGACCCUUGCAUUGCGUGUGUGUGCCAGACAGUUUGAGUCAUCAGACGUUGUUCGACGUCCUACUUGGCCAGAUCACGGCCUGUCACGAUGACUUAAGUGGAACUGUGAUUAUAUGACCUGUUAGUGUUUGAGAUUGGACAGAAUUGAAGUGAGAUACAAACUCUUGACAUCUUAACAAAAGACACGUGAUGCACGGCUGAGGAAAUCAGUGACACGAAAACUGCAUGAAAACAAAUAGUGAAUGAACGUCUGCUAGAGUGAAGAGAGAAGAAAGAGGUCCUGACGACGCACGACAGGCAGUGGUGGUGGACUGCAGAUGUGGGUGGUGAGGCGGGAACACAGACCAGCAGUGCCGCAGCAAGUGUUGGUACCCCGAGGGAUGGCGCCAUAAAGCAGGAUGAAGAGGAAGUGGUGAAGAAGAUCUAAUGCCGCCAAAGAUAGGAUGGCGGUCUUGUUAGCGAGACAGAUGUUCACUGUGAUGGCCAUCAUGACUCUCAUACCAGGCGCCACUCCGCCACAAGCCGCGUCUCCCAUGUCGGUAAGCGGCGCGGGAGGGAUGGAGGCAACCACCAGACAAACCACGCUGGUGGGCGCCUGCAACAAGGAGAACAGGGCGGUAGGCGUGUGUCUCCACGUGUACCUGGAGCGGGACUUCCUCACGCUGGAGGGGAUCGUGUACCGGUGGAACACGAUGGGCAAUUUCUACCCGAGAGUCGGUGGUUUGACACAACCACUGCCGCCGCUGCCAGACCUUGACGCCAACACCACGUCCAGCCGCCUGAGGGAAGACAAGCGGCGGCAGCGGGGAGUGGGGAUGCGCGGCCGCCAUCAGCACAAAUUGCGUCUGGAGGGAGAGAUAAAAGGCAGAGGGAAGCGCAGUGCUCCUGGGAACUACGCCUUGACUUCAGACGCGUACGGCACGCACGGCUGGGUGGAGGGACCCGAGCUGGAGGACUACUGUAGCCGCCUCGGGACAGUCAUCACCUGCUUUGAGGAAGUUCUUAUCGACUGUGACAAUGGAUACGACUUCUUCAGAUAUCGUCACCUGCUACACUCUCUGAGUCACGUGCACCACUACCUGUGCCACACACCAGAGGACCGAUCCUCCAAAUUUCUACCGUUCCUGAAGCUGAUUGACUGUGCUGAGAAGACCCGCGAGAAGAAGACCUCUUGUCAUAGACCAAACAUCACUCUCAACGUGUGGAACCAAAUACUGAGGGUAGAAGUUGGCCCGGAGAUCUGCGACUCCCUCAACACCCAGCGAGCGUGCCUGCUGGACAACCAGUAUCUGAGGGACGAGUGUGGCAUAGAGAAGGAGGAACUUUACAGGAACGUCUCGGGCCUCUUCCUGGGAAUUUGGUGCCGCCUUCCACUCUAUCAGAGAUUCUAUUCCUCGGGCACCACUAGUCAUCACCAACACCCUGCCCUCUACCUCACUCUUGUCCUCGUGUUUCUCCUGCACCUGAUGAGACUCCCUAACUCGUGGUGACCUAGGCUGCCUUUAGUGUCUGUGAUUUCCCUCGCAUUCUCCAAGUGUCGCCGGUUCGUUACCUGAAACACUGGAAUUGGGAUAAUGAACUUAGCGUGGUACAACAUAAACUGUUGCUACAUUACUUCCAAUUCCAAUGUAAGACUGAAGAGUCGGUGAGCGCGGAGAGAAGAAAAAAAGACAUACAUCGCCAAAACUUUGAUGCACAUAUCUUGCUUGCUCGUAUUUGUGAUGUUAUUGUGUGUGAUACCGUGAUUCUUAUCGUUAAUGAGCGGCCAGUUAGCUUAAUCUCUCUCUCUCUCUCUCUCUCUCUCUCUCUCUCUCUCUCUCUCUCUCUCUCUCUCUCUGUUUGAAUUACUGACGAUGAACAACGCUGUUUCCUUAACAUUCCAAAUGGCUAAAAUGAUGAACCUUUCCUGAAUUACGUCAUGAUGGUCUGUUUUACUGUUUAUUGGAGAGAGCAUACGUACAUUGAAGAAAAUCAUUCUCUAUGACUACAACAAAACUGUCAGUUUUAUACGAAUAUAUCAGCAAGCUUCAUGACCAUUUAUAAGAGAUAUUUUGUGCGUGCUUACUUUGCAUUAUAACAUUUGUGUUGUAUUUGAUGUUGUAUAUUAUUGUUACAUGAUGAAGAGUCUUGCAGGUUUGUGAUUUACUGUGCUCCUUGUAAUGGCCGGUGCUAACGUAGUACUCCGCGGUAACCGGCCAUGUAUUCCAUUCAUUUGUAAUGGCUGGAGCCCUUUUGUCUUUGCUUGACUUUCACUUAUUGGAUUAUUAUUCUCGCUGAACAACUGAUGUUGUCAAAUGCUUGUUGUGUUGUCAGAGUCCUGCCAUUGGAACGAUGGCUUUGUGGAUUCAACAUGCUGAUCAUUUAAUCAUUUAUUUUGUUCUCGAGAGACUAUCAAGGAUUUAUGAAAUAAGAUUUUUUUUGCCGUAAACCAAACUGAAAACCGAGUCUUAUCAUUUUGCUGUUAUUAAUGAAAAACAAUUUUCAAUAAAUAGAUUUUAUUAAUUCAACUUCAGAUAAAUAUGUAUGUGAAAGAAAAUCUACAUACCAGUG
Messenger RNA from Portunus trituberculatus (swimming crab), 2667 nucleotides. RefSeq lists its product as uncharacterized. Lineage: Eukaryota; Metazoa; Arthropoda; Malacostraca; Decapoda; Portunidae. Bases 561 to 1607 code for a protein of 348 amino acids. The transcript is spliced from 9 exons. The record is from RefSeq and is a predicted model, not a curated record.